CCCUUCUCCCGUAUAAAAGCCAGCCAAUAUUUCACUCAACAUUAUCACUCGACAAACACUCAAUUAAAACAUGUUUAGCUACAGUCUCAUCCUCCUCUCUCUCCAAUUUCUACUCCAAGUCAAUGGAGUCGAAAUUGAAAUCGACGCCACCGCCGCGGCAAAAUAUGAAUCCUGCUGCGUCGAAGACCUCCGCACCUCAAUUGCCUCCUAUUACGACAAAAUGUCCGCCCAUUUCGCUUAUCCGGGUUACACACCCCCACAAAAGUUAAAGUUCAUCCUAGAACUUCGAGCUGAAGACACCAAUGGUCAUGGAAUGUCGAGUCAUGACAAUAUUUACACUGCCCACUGGCUCGGAGCGGAGGACACGAUCAACCCCUUCGUCCAACGCAUGAUCCUUGAAUCGUCAUUCUGGUCGAUUGAGUCCUUCCCGAAUGACAUGGCUAACAAAUGGUUGCAAAAAUGCUUCGUUAACUACGCCUACAUGUAUUUGCAUGAUACCUCCGACGAGAGUAAGGAAAGGCCGGAUACCACCGAUAAGACCAAAGGGCCUAAAAAUGCGUCCCCAAGGGAAUGCGCGUACUGGAUGAACUAUGUCGUCAAGUCGACUGGAGGGAAGCCUGACGUGGCGCAGAAAGUUUUUAAGCUGGCGCGAGAAGGUAAAUAUACCGACGCCGUGUGGAAACAAUUAACGGGCAAAAGUGGGAAGCAACUUUGGGAUGAGAUGAAGUAAAAGGAAAUGGUGGAGAAAUCGUACCUGAUAUUUGAAUUUGUUAGGAAUUAUGUAAUCCAAAUUACAAUAUGGGAUUCUAUUUGUGUAGAAAUUUCAAACCGAUUGUGCAAAUUGAUUCAAUUUUGAUUAUAUUUAAUAAAUUUAAUGCAAAUUAUUACAAGUAA
Messenger RNA from Folsomia candida, 894 nucleotides. RefSeq lists its product as uncharacterized. NCBI's taxonomy places the organism in Eukaryota, Metazoa, Arthropoda, Collembola, Entomobryomorpha, Isotomidae. The record is from RefSeq and is a predicted model, not a curated record. The transcript is spliced from 2 exons. Bases 71 to 730 code for a protein of 219 amino acids.